Sapajus apella (tufted capuchin) is the source of this 2410-nucleotide messenger RNA. It is a transcript of the gene CERKL, whose product is annotated as ceramide kinase like. The transcript has 14 exons. Lineage: Eukaryota; Metazoa; Chordata; Mammalia; Primates; Cebidae. The record is from RefSeq and is a predicted model, not a curated record. Bases 131 to 1825 code for a protein of 564 amino acids. Gene Ontology annotation, molecular function: kinase activity.
UGGGUCCCUGCCCUGCGCGCCGUUGCUGUGGCAGCGCAGGACGCGGCCAGAGCUGGGCCGCGGCGCCCUACAUCUCCUCCUCCAAAGGCCUCCCCGGCCCCCUGGCUCGGGCCCAGCCUGCCGCUCCGCCAUGCCAUGGAGGAGGCGCAGGAGCCGGGUGAGUGCCCUGGAGGGCGGCCAGGAGGAAGAGGCGCCCCCGGAGGCUGCCGCUGUGCCUUCCGCGCCGUUAACGUCCCCGCAGCAGACGGAGGCGGCAGCGGAGCGGAUUCUGCUCCGGGGCAUCUUCGAGAUCGGGAGGGGCAGCUGUGACGUGGUGCUGAGCGAGCGAGCCCUGCGGUGGCGGCCCAUUCUGCCCGAGCGCCCGGCGGGUGAUUCUAAGCAUGACUGGCUAUGUAAAGAAGAAUUUAUUGAACUCAAAGACGUAUUCUCUGUGAAACUGAAACGGCGUUGUUCUGUUAAACAGCAGAGAAGUGGUACUUUAUUAGGUAUCACACUCUUCAUUUGCUUGAAAAAGGAACAAAAUAAAUUAAAGAAUUCUACACUUGAUCUUAUUAAUUUAAGUGAAGACCACUGUGACAUAUGGUUUAGACAGUUCAAGAAAAUAUUGGCAGGUUUUCCAAACAGACCGAAGUCAUUAAAAAUAUUCCUUAACCCCCAGAGUCACAAAAAAGAAGCUACCCAGGUUUAUUAUGAGAAGGUUGAACCUCUGUUGAAGAUUGCAGGAAUAAAAACUGAUGUAACAAUAAUGGAAUAUCAAGGGCACGCUCUGUCACUGCUCAAGGAAUGCGAACUCCAGGGAUUUGAUGGUGGGCAUUGGAAACCAUUGUUUGCAAUAUAUUGGAGUGUACAGAGAUUCUUCACUGGCAUGCAAACAUUAGAACCAAGUGUUGUCUGUGUUGGUGGAGAUGGAUCUGCUAGUGAAGUGGCCCAUGCUUUGCUUCUGAGAGCCCAGAAGAGUGCUGGGAUGGAAACAGACCGAAUCCUGACACCUGUCAGAGCACAGCUUCCACUUGGCUUAAUACCAGCAGGAUCUACCAAUGUAUUGGCACAUUCUCUUCAUGGAGUUCCUCAUGUGGUAACUGCAGCAUUGCACAUUAUAAUGGGGCAUGUACAGCUGGUCGAUGUCUGCACCUUCAGCUCCACUGGAAAGCUUCUUCGCUUUGGGUUCUCAGCCAUGUUUGGCUUUGGCGGAAGAGCUUUGGCUCUGGCAGAAAAAUAUCGAUGGAUGUCCCCUAACCAAAGGAGAGAUUUUGCUGUCAUUAAGGCACUGGCAAAACUUAAGCCAGAAGACUGUGAAAUAUCAUUUUUACCAUUUAACACCUCUGAUGAUGUGCAAGAAAGGAGGGAACAGGGAUCUCCCAAAUCUGACUGUAAUGAUCAGUGGCAAAUGAUCCAGGGUCAGUUCUUGAAUGUCAGCAUUAUGGCAAUUCCUUGCCUGUGUUCAGUGGCACCUAGAGGCUUCGCACCGAAUACCAGGUUAAAUAAUGGAAGUAUGGCUCUUAUAAUUGCCCGAAACACUUCUCGGUCAGAAUUUAUAAAACACCUGAAAAGAUAUGCCAGUGUAAAAAAUCAGUUUAAUUUUCCAUUUGUUGAGACUUACACUGUUGAGGAAGUAAAAGUUCAUCCAAGAAACAAUACCAGUGGAUAUAAUCCAGAGGAGGAGGAUGAAACUGCUUCAGAAAAUGGGUUCCCUUGGAAUGUAGAUGGCGAUUUAAUGGAAGUUUCAUCAGAGGUCCAUAUUAGAUUGCAUCCAAGACUUAUCAGUCUUUAUGGAGGAAGCAUGGAAGAAGUAAAUGAUUCCAAAGUCACCUGUAAUUGUUUCUAAAGGUAAUGUGCAAACUAGAAGUUUAAUAUCAAGAAAUAUGGCCAUUCUUUAAACCUGUGGUCCUCACCCUUUUUGAUACCAGGGAAUGGUUUCAGUAUGAAACUGUUCCACCUCAGAUCAUCAGGCAUUAAAUUCCUAUAAGGAAUAUGGCACCCUAGAUCCCUCACAAACCAGUUCACAAUAGUAUUCACACACCUAUGAGAAUCUAAUGCUGCUGCUGCUCUGACAGGAGGUGGAACUCAGGCAGUAAUACUCAACUGCUCCAACCUCUUGCUGUGUGGCCAGUUGGAGAUCCCUGCUUUAAACAGAUAUCCUAAUAGCAAUUGCUAUUUUUGAUGUUACUAACAAUUAGUCUCUACGGUUUUAAAAGUCAAGAUGAAAUAUCAAUUCCAAUUUUGGUUUUUAUAAUGUUUAUUGGAUGCACAAAAAAACUUAGGCAACAUCAUGAUAUAUCAAUUUAAAUGAAAUAAUUUGGAUACUUUCAUUUUUCAGGAUUUGAGCCCAUUAAUUGUCUGCCCUGAUUUUACUGAUUCCUAAUCCAGAGCAGUUAAAUUUCAAAAUCACAGUCAUAUAUAGACUACCUGC